Molecule: messenger RNA, 2583 nt
Organism: Adineta steineri
Lineage: Eukaryota; Metazoa; Rotifera; Eurotatoria; Adinetida; Adinetidae
Source: the annotation of a GenBank genome assembly
AUGGCUGCUGCAGCUUAUUCCACACUACCUAAUAAUGGAUAUGCUGGCUAUAAUCCAGAAGGAGAUCCAUAUAAUACAAAUAAUGCUGGUGCAUAUGAUACAGGUUUUGGAGCAAUAGCUACAGAUCCAUAUCAAUAUCCAACAAAUGAAUAUGACAAUGAUAUUCCUGAUGAUCAACAACAACCUGAUUAUUCAAAUGAAUAUCAACAGCCUCCAUAUGCAAAUGACAAUUAUCCUCCACAACAACCUCAGAAUGUUCUUCCAAAUACUUAUCCUCCACAACCCCAGAACGUACCUUCAAAUACUUAUCCUCCACCACCUCAGAACGUUCAUCCACAGGCGUAUGCUCAACCACCUCAAAAUGUUCCUCCACAAGCAUAUGGACAACGACCACCAAAUAAUCAACAACAACAACAACCUUUUUAUCAAGAUGAACAUCAACAAGUUCCACAUACAAAUGGUAACUAUCCUCCACAACAACCUCAGAAAGCACCUUUAAAUGGUUAUCCACAACAACCUCAGAAAGCUCCUUUAAACGGUUAUCCACAACAACCACCAAACCAUCAACAACAACCUUUUUAUGGAAAUGAUCAUCAACAAUCUCCAUAUGACAAUGAUGAUUAUCCUCCACAACAACCACCACCACCUCAAAACUAUCCUCCAAAUCCAUUUGCACAACGACCACCAAACAAUCAACAACAACAACCACAAUUUAAUGGUCAUCCGAAUCCACAAUUACCUAAAGCUAAUAAUAGAUCGAUGCCAAUGAAUAAUAAUACUACUGAAAGUUAUAGUGAUAUAAGUGGAAUACAACCACCAUAUAAUCCGAACAAUUUUGCUGCAACAAAACAACAGCAACCAUUACCUCCAGUUGAUAACCAGAAUUAUCAGUCUCAACCAUAUCAUAAUCAACCUAAACAACAAGUGUCAAAUCGUCCUCCGAAACAAGAACAACAGCAAUAUUAUCAACCUCCAUCACCACCUGAAUCUGAUCAUCAACAAAAUUCGAAGCCUUAUGCAUCUCAUGGUUCAGUUCGUCGUCCAUCUCUAUCUAAUCAAAAUAAUAAUUAUCCAUUUGAGCCACUACCUAAAGUUAAUCAUAAUCGACAAGAUUCAAAAACAUCUAAAUCAAGUUCUAUACCACCUAUAACGAAUAAAAAGAAAGAUGACACUCGUGAAGAAAAACAAAAUAAACCUACAGUUACAAAACCAAAAUCACAAACUAUAGGUCUUCAAACAGAAGAACCUCGUAUUUUAGAUAAAAAUAAACGAAAUCAAAAACAACCAUUUACAAAAAACAAAAGAGACAAUGAUUCUCAAAGUGAUGAUGAUGACCAACAUGAUCAUAUGAGAACAAAUCGUAAUAAAAAACAACCUCAUACAAAAUCAAAACCACUUAAAAAUUAUAAUUAUCCAACAACGGAUGACUAUAGUUCAGAUGAUGAUCGUCCAUGUCCUCAUUGCCGACAUCAGAAAAAAGUGACAGGUUCUGAUAGACAUUUAGAUAAAAAUCCACGUCUUCCUCCACUUCGUCGUCUUGGAAAACCAACUCAUCAAGAAUCUCAUACUAGCAAUCCAAUGAAUUCCAAACGUACAUCAACAAGACGAUUCUCUCAACAUGAUAAAUCUCCAUCCUUUGGUAUUGUUUCUAGUCGACAAGGAAAUCUUUAUAUAAAUCGAAAUACUGGUCAUACACCACGAUAUCGUGAAGCAUACGAUCCACAGUCUGAUCAAGAGAAAGCAAAUGGUAAAUCGAAACGACAUCAGAAUUCAAAUAUAUAUGAAGAUGAAGAAGAAGAUAAUCCUAAAACUAAUCGAUCACGAUUUGGUAAGUUUAAAAAUUCAGUUAAAAAUCAUGGCAGUCGGAAAUGUCCUCAUGCUUGUGAAAAAUGUGGACAUUUACCACCUUCAGUAGGACGUCGUUCUGCAUCAAACGAUGGACAUGGAACGAAUCGUCAUAAUAACAAAGAUCAAUCGAAAUCAAAAUCAAAAUAUAAAUCAAGUACUGUCGAUAUUCCCUUUUCUCAACCACCAAUAAGAGCAGAUACUUAUGUCGAAAGCGAACGUAUACGUGCAGUACGUGAUGCUCAAGGUUAUUAUAUGCCAUAUAAACCAUACACUCUCAAAGAUUAUAAUGAAUUAAAAAAAACUUUUAACCACAAUAAUCUAUAUUCUACUCGGCAAGAAUCACCCGUUGAUCGAGUAGAACUUUUUAAGAAAGGUCAAGAAUACGGAACAUUCAUUGAGAAAAGUGUGAUUGAUUCUUCUGAUAUGCAACCAUCACCACCAAAAGAAAUGCCACCAGUCAAACCAUGGCAUGGAGGUAUUAGUGGAUUACCCAGUUCUGAAGAAGCAGCAAAACGAGAACGAGCUCUUGAAUAUGCUAAAAUUCAAGUUAGAAAAUAUCAAGAAACAACUUAUCCAAGAAAUCGUUCACAUAAAUCAGCUCCUGAACAAUAUGGCUAUAAACCUUUAUCGAAACUGAAUGGUCAUGAUCCACAAUUACGUAUUUGUAGUAUUUGCAACGGUGUAUGUGUUAAACAAAACUCAGUUGGACACCAUCACCAUCAUCAUCAUCAUUGA